UUUUUAUGUAGACUGUUGACAAAAAUCAACAUUUGUGCAUGUGAAUUAUUUUUUUUUUUAUAGGAUUUUAUUUGUUUGUUGAGACUUGACAACUUUCAACAAAGGAAAGUUCCUGGACAAAAUUGAUGUUUCGGUGUACUAUCCAAGUGGAAAGAAGACUGCUCUUAUACAGAAUGAGACUCAUCAGAAAAUCUGCAAGGCAUUGAUUCGUGGCACAAAUGUUGAUAGUACCAUUGUGGAAACCAUGUGUUUGUCUAAUCCAAUGUGCAUUAUAACUGGAGCAGCAAAGAUUGUUAAAUCAGAGAGUGUGAACAUCUGCAAGCGGGGAUCUGGAUGUCCAUUACAGAAGAAAGACUAUGGGGACUUCUUCAACUUCAGCUGGGAUCACAUUCAGGAAUACCUCCAGAAGCAUUGCCCUGCUCUUCUGUCUAUUAUCACUGCUACAGUUUGUGAUUUGACACCUAGUGUUUCUAGUAAACCAUACCAGCAUAUAAUUCUCACAGCCUGUAUUGGAUUGCAUGGUAGAAGCCAAGAUAUGUCUUUGGUACAAUAUGUUGUUGGCUUCAUUCUAAAACAUGGUGGAUGUACGGAACGGGAUAUUGAAAGGUUGUCCAAGAUUGGACUGAGUGUACAUCCCACAACUCUCCACAGGAAGCUGGUGAACUGGCAGAAUAUUCUUGAUACCAAUAUCCUAAAGGCUAGGGAUUCCUGGGCAAAUGGUGGACAUUCUACUUAUCAGAUCAUCGGGGAUAAUUGGGACAAGGAUAUAUUGCCUUCCUACAGGACAUCUGACAGAAAAACAAUAUCACUGCAUUUAUUCAAUAUGUAUGCAAUUCUUGACAGAGUGGUGUUUGCCCCUGAAAACCAUGAUAGCCAGACUGAUAACAUUGAACCUUCAAAGUUUAUUCCAUCGGUGGCUGAGCAAAGGCAACUUAUGAAGGAGUUGUGCUUUCUUAUCUCAACAUCCAUUAUAGAAAAUCAUCCCCAAAUGAAUGAUCUUCUCGUAAAAGUGUACCCAAAACACUUGGAACAUACAUAUUCAAGAUAUGCAGGGGAGAAAACUUCACAGUAUCCUUUAGGACUACGGGACUGUAACGAAAACAAGACACAAGAUGUGAUUCAUCUUUUGAAGGAUUUGUCAAAGUUAUACGUCCCUUGCAAAGAUGACACAAUUGUAGAAGCAGUGUUUUUUGGAGGAGAUCGCUUGACAGAUGAAAGAGUACAAUCAGCACAGGAAGCAAUGAAGAAUGCUGAUACUCCAUUGGAGAGAUUAGAGGGGUUCAUAUCAAAAAUAGAAGACUUCCAUCGCAUGAUGAACUUCUUAGAGGCAAUUCAUAAACUGACUUACAAUUCCCAAAGCGGCUUAGACAGAUGUACUGCUUACUACUUCCGUAAUCUUUUAAACUUGAGAAAUGUCAAGGGGAAAGUGUGCAAUUCAUUUCGAGCAUACAAGAUGUUAUAUUAUGUUAUUUUGGAUGCAAUCUGUUUAGUAAUGUUCCUAGCAAUAAUGAAUUCUGAAAGUGUUGAUGAAGAAAUUCAGAUUCCAGAAGAUUUUGACGACAAGACAGAUGUAGAGAAGACUGAAUGGAUAGAAGGUAUAAGUAGUCAGAUAUUGAAGAAAUGGUUUUUUGAAGAGUCAGAUGAUAUUUGUGAAAAUUUAAGGGAGAUAAUUUCAAAUCCAGAUCAUCCCGAUAAUUACUGGAUCUCAAAUCUGUAAGAGGAUGGUC
Saccostrea echinata is the source of this 1727-nucleotide messenger RNA. RefSeq lists its product as uncharacterized. The coding region runs from base 245 to 1717 and encodes 490 amino acids. NCBI's taxonomy places the organism in Eukaryota, Metazoa, Mollusca, Bivalvia, Ostreida, Ostreidae. The transcript has 6 exons. The record is from RefSeq and is a predicted model, not a curated record.